AUGAACAGGAAACGAAAUGUUAAUUUUAUUAAACCCGAUGAUCCACCUUUCUUAAAAGUAUUAAAAAAACAAGCUGGUUAUGACGACACUAACCAUAAGUUUGAUCCACUUGAAAGAAAUGAAGAAGACUUUGUAAGUGAUGAGGAUAGUGAAUUACCCCAAGUUGUUGUUUUGAAACAAGGAGACCUGACAGCUGAAGAAGCAGAGUUGGAAAAAGAAAAGUUACAAAAAAUUGAAAGUGAAACAAAAGCUGAUUUAAAUGAAAGGGUUAUAUUUAAAACUAAAAAAAAGAAAGACGAAAAAAUGAAAAAAAAGUCAUCAAUAGAAAUAAAAAAGCACAAAAGUAAAAUACAAUUAUUAUCAUUUGCUAAUGAAGAUGAUGAUGACUAA
Pieris macdunnoughi is the source of this 390-nucleotide messenger RNA. Lineage: Eukaryota; Metazoa; Arthropoda; Insecta; Lepidoptera; Pieridae. The record is from the annotation of a GenBank genome assembly.